ACCAACCAUGACACUUAAAGCUUUUCUGUGUUUGUUGCUCGUCGGACUAGUAGCAGCAGAGGCUGGUAAAAAAGGAUACAGUCCGAAGUAUAACCUGAAAACAUAUGGGAAUCCGUUAGGACCCUUUUUUGGUGGUAACGGAUAUCAAGGAAAUAGCGGUUCUAGAUAUCCGUUGAAUUUCAUAUCUGGAUAUGGACACGGUGGCUAUGCAAAUAACUUUUAUGGUUUAGGUUCACCGUUACACUAUGGCAGUCAUGUCGGGUACAACAGCUAUGGUACCCAAGGUGGAUUUCCUGGAUACGGGUUCAUGAACGGAGGGGGUUUGAAUGUAUUAAGUGGUUAUGGAAAUUACGCUGUUCAUGGUAAUGGAGUUAUGCCAUUUAAGGGAUAUGGAUUCGGUCGAAGACUUGGUGGAUACGGAGGGUUUACCAACUUAAUUGGUUCUGGAGCAUAUGGUAUUGAUGGUAUAAAUGGUUAUAGAUCAUAUGGUAUCGGUGGCAUCAAUGGUUAUGGAUCAUAUGGUAUUGGUGGUCUAAAUGGUUAUGGAUCACAUGGUAUUGGUGGUAUAGGUGGUUUUAGAAACGGAAGAUACGGGUACAAUGGUGUUGGUGGUUUCGGUAAAUUUGGAGGAAAAAAAGGAACAUAUUAGAAUUCCAUGAGUCAUUGAGGAGUAGUUGAUGGUUUUA
Messenger RNA from Mytilus californianus (California mussel), 686 nucleotides. RefSeq names its product keratin-associated protein 19-2-like. Lineage: Eukaryota; Metazoa; Mollusca; Bivalvia; Mytilida; Mytilidae. The record is from RefSeq and is a predicted model, not a curated record. The transcript has 2 exons. The coding region runs from base 8 to 649 and encodes 213 amino acids.